CCCAGGUUCAUGGAGAAUGGUCAGCUUGAAAUCUAACAUGCUGCUUUCUUGCUUGCAUGACUAAUAGAUGAAUCUUUUUAGUUGUAAAUGAAACCAAGAAAGAGGAACUUCUGCAACUCUGGAAGUCUUGAUUUGAACAGCAGCAAUCUAAGGCUCCCAAGUAUCAUGGCACUUUCCUGGGUUGCAGUCAUUGCCAUAUUUGCGCUUUCUUCCAUUUACCGCAUAGUUUCUCAUCCCAACCCAGAGAUUUGGUUUCAAGACCUCUUCCCACCUAAGAUGUGUCCUGUCAAUGUCAGUGCGGAAGUUUUUUAUGGCAUCAUGUUUGAUGCAGGAAGUACUGGGACACGCAUUCACAUUUACACCUUUAUACAGAGAAGCCCAGAAAAGCCUGCAGAAUUAGAAGGGGAAAUCUUUGAAUCAGUGAAGCCAGGUCUCUCAGCAUACGCUGAUCAACCUGUGAAGGGAGCUGAAACUGUCAGAAAAUUGUUAGCCAUGGCCAAAGAAGCAGUGCCACCCAGCCAUUGGAAAAAGACCCCAGUAGUCUUGAAAGCCACAGCUGGUCUGCGGCUGUUAGCAGAGCAUAAAGCCCAGGCUCUACUCUCACAGGUCAAGGUGGUCUUUGAAGAAUCUCCUUUUCUAGUUCCUAAUAACAGUGUUAGCAUCAUGGAUGGAUCUUAUGAAGGUAUUCUUGCCUGGAUCACUGUGAACUUUUUGACAGGGCAAUUGUAUGGCCGGAACCAGCAAACAGUGGGGACUCUGGACCUGGGAGGAGCCUCAACACAGAUUACAUUUCUGCCGCAGCUGGAGGACACGCUGGAGCAAACACCGGUAGAUUUUCUUACCUCAUUUCAAAUGUUCAACAGCACUUUUAAACUCUAUACACACAGCUAUUUGGGGUUUGGACUGAAAGCUGCACGACUAGCAACAUUGGGAGCCUUGGAAAUGGAAGUGGAUGGACAGACGUUCCGAAGCUCCUGUUUGCCAAAGCAGCUGGAAGCAGAGUGGCACUUCGGGGGAGUAAGAUACCAGUAUGGUGGCAACAAAGAAGGGGAAACAGGAUUUGAACCUUGUUAUUCGGAAGUGUUGAAGGUGGUUCAAGGAAAACUGCAUCAACCAGAUGAGAUUCGGAGAAGCUCCUUCUAUGCCUUUUCCUAUUAUUAUGAUCGGGCUGUUGAAACUGACUUGAUAGAUUAUGAAAAAGGCGGCGUUUUAGAAGUGAGGGACUUCAAAAGAAAAGCCAAAGAAGUGUGUGACAAUCUGGAUAGCUAUAGCUCGGCUAGCCCCUUUCUGUGUAUGGAUCUCAGUUAUAUUACAGCCUUAUUAAAAGAAGGAUUUGGAUUUGGAGACCGCACAAUUUUACAGCUCGCAAAGAAGGUGAACAACGUAGAAACAAGCUGGGCUCUGGGUGCUACCUUUCACCUUCUGCAGUCCUUAGGACUUUCCCACUGA
This is a messenger RNA of Elgaria multicarinata webbii, 1449 nucleotides long. RefSeq names its product ectonucleoside triphosphate diphosphohydrolase 5 (inactive) (gene ENTPD5). Gene Ontology annotation, molecular function: hydrolase activity. The transcript has 14 exons. NCBI's taxonomy places the organism in Eukaryota, Metazoa, Chordata, Lepidosauria, Squamata, Anguidae. Bases 88 to 1449 code for a protein of 453 amino acids. The record is from RefSeq and is a predicted model, not a curated record.